GAGAUGUGACGCGACGCGACUGUAGCUGGGUGAGUGUGUGAGGAAGUGUUAACUCCCAGGACAUGGGAGAAAGCCUGAUAGCAGCUGAAACUACAGCAGAGCCCUCACAGGUGGAGGUGUUGCUAGACCAGCCAUGGAGUGGAAAGUACAAUCGGAUCCCGAUCAUGUCUUAGCAUUCAGUGAAGCUCAGCGAUGGGUAGAGGUGGUUACUGGGAAGAGUUUUGGCAACAAAGAUUUUCGAUCGGCGCUGGAAGAUGGAGUUUUGCUUUGCGAGUUGGUUAACAAAAUAAAGCCAGGCGUCAGUAAAAAGAUCAAUCGUCUGUCCACACCAAUAGCUGGACUGGACAACAUUAACGUUUUCCUGAAGGGCUGUCAGAAACUUGGUUUAAAAGAAGCCCAGCUGUUUCACCCAGGAGACCUUCAGGAUUUAUCCAGUCGCGUCACUGUCAAGCGUGAAGAAAACCAGAGGAGGCUAAAAAAUGUUCUGAUCACAAUAUACUGGCUUGGUAGAAGAGCACAGCAUGAACCUCACUACAAUGGACCUUACCUUAACCUGCAAGCAUUUGAAGGGCUACUAGGACAAACUCUGACCAAGGCACUUGCAGACUCUGGUAGUCUGAAACGCAGUGGACGAGAUAGUGGGUACUGUGAUAUCUGGUGUACAGAGCGGAGUGAGUCAACAUCACCACAGUUCCGGCACAGAAGAGAUGACUCACUUGAUAGUUUAGAUUCAUUUGGGUCAAAGUCUAUCACAAGCCUUUCAUCGGACAUAACACUAAAGGGUAGUAGUGAAGGUGGCGGGAGUGACAUUGAAUCAGAAUAUUUAAGCAACAAGAUGAUGGAUGGAUCUAAGAACGACAUGUCACUUCGCAGGACCUCCACUUCUGAGUAUAAGCCUGUUAUGCCUUACAAUCAGUUCCUGCCAACGAAAAGCAAACCUGCGACAUAUGUCCCGGCUCCACUGAGGAAAAAGCGAGCGGAAAGAAAUGAAGGUAAUAGAAGAAGUUGGGCCAGCCCGAUGUUUACAGAAGCCGAUGGAACAUUUUCAAGACUUCUUCAAAAGUCAGCUGAUAGCGAUUUAGGGAGUAAGUCACUCAAUGAUGUGUCUGCUGAAGAUUCCGUUGGAAUUCCUAAGUCUCUGAGAUAUGAAGAGUUGCAGAACAUAAAGGCUACUCUGAAUGAGCAGGACCAACAAUGGCAGAAUGACUUGGCAAAGUGGAAACAUCGGCGUAAAAGUUAUAAUUCAGAUUUGCAGAGGAAGAAGGAUGAGAGAGAAGAAAUUGAGAAAAUGACAAGUGGAGAGAGUGUCAAAUCCACAAAGACAUUCAGGAAAAUGCGGGAAGAAAGGGAGAUCAGAAAGCAGGGAUCGUAUGGUGGUGACCACACUGACUACAGAAAGCUGAACUCCUCGGACGAAGAAGUGUUUGCUGAAGAAAUUAAAGCCCCGAGACGUUUGUAUGAGAGGAGUUACACUGUGGAAAGUGAGACCCCUUACACCUCCGAGAGGCGUGCGACCAUUUCUUCAGCACAUCCACCUCCAGCCUCAAAGAGCCAGACAGAAUCAGAAUUGAAAAGUACAGUCAAUUAUAUGUCAGGAAAGCAAAGCUCUGUUCCUUCGUAUAUCCGCAAUGCAAUGGAUUCCAAAACGGAACAAACUCGAGUUUCAAGUUCUCUGCCUAGGAAUUACCAAGCACCUGACGUGUCCAGGAUUGCACCUGUUGUCAUGCCAAGACCCUACGGUACACAAUCUAAAAGACUUUCCUCCCUCACUAGAUCUCAUCCGCAGCGAGAUGGGCCGCCUAGAUAUAAUGGAGAUGUGAAUGAUUCAAAAAAUUCCCAGGCAACGCCAAGUUUUUUUGCGAAGCCAGAAGCAGGAGGAUCCAAGAAUAGUGGUGGGCUCCUAACAAAGGAAGAGGGAACUAUGUGGGUCAGUUCUUCCUUGAAAAUGGAGGAAAAGAGGUCAGCACAGGUUGAUCUUUCCUCAAAGCCAGAAAAUGAUGUGUACACGAGGAGCAACCUGUUAUCAAAACCGGAAGACGAUGACCAAUCACAGGCCAGCUCUGUAAUUAGUAGUAAUGAGGAGGAGGAGGAGGAGGAAGAAGAAGAACAGGCUCCAUCUCUUAUUAAGAGCAGCUUCCUCCAUGAGUCAAAGCCUGACACUACUUCCGGCUCGGUCACAAUGAAUUAUUUUACAAAAACAACAAGCCUGCCCAAAGACAGCAUUACCACAGCAGCCAUGCAACAGGAACAGUACAGUAACACACGGAUAAUUAUCAAUCAGAGGCCAAACAGUGAUCGAGACUUUGGAUUCACGGCCAUUUGGAGUUCCACCGGUGCGACUGUCAAGUCAGUUGAACAAGGUGGACCAGCAGAAUAUUGCCAUUUGGAAGUGGGUGAUGAAAUCAUUUCUAUCAAUGGCCAUAAUGUAGCUAACAUGGAUCAUCAGGCUUGGAUAGAAGCCAUGGAGGAUUCAAAGAAGAGUGGAAAUCUGAACAUGGAAAUCAGAAGAUAUGAAAAUAGUGGUACAAGUGAAACGGAACCUGCUGCCUUCAUCAAACCUAUUAGAUGGGAAGAUGCUGGACAGACCAUGGUGACCAACAGGAGCCAAUCCUUCAAUCAAUUCACAGAUGUUGAUAAAUCGGAAGGAGACCAGGAGAAAUUACUGGAGGAUCCAAAACAAAAAGCAUCUGAGCCGCUUAGCCUGAGAAACUUUAAAAGGCGUUCCCAGUUUUUUGAGCAAGGCUCAUCAGAGUCUGGUUUCAAUUCGUUGGUCUACCUUUGUGGAGGAUCAGAAUCAGCAAUGAGUGAUCUACAAAUUCCAUCAAUUAGUGUUUCAAGUCGAUGGUCUUGGAAUCCUGAGGAGGAGAGAAAGCGCCAGGAAAUAUGGCAAAAAGAACAGGACCGAUUGUUACAGGAAAAAUAUCAGCGUGAGCAGGAAAAGCUGCAAGAGGAGUGGCGAAAGGCCCAGCAAGAAGCUGAACGAGAAGGAUCAAAGUACUAUGAAGAGGAGCGCAAGAUACUACAAGAAACAAACACUCCGCAAUCACCCUCAAAUGCAGAGGAUGAGCCUGUUGAGUCCAAGAACCAGUAUACUUCUCGAAAUUGGAUUACAUCUUGGGAUAACCAGGAAGAUUCUGAGGAAGAAUUACAGGAACUGGGAGAAGAGGAGGAUUGGCACCGAAGAGAAGAUGACAAGGCAAGGCAGCAAGAGCAAUUACGGUUACUAGAAGAAAGAAGGCGCCAAGAGGCAGAAGCAGAUCGUCUUGAACAAGAGAGAAAACUGCAGGAAAAGCGAGAAAGUGAACGACGAGAACAAUGGCAUCUCGAACAAGAGCGACUUAAAGAGGAGAGAAGGCAGAGACAACAAGCAGAAGAGAGAGCACGGUUAGCAGAAACUGAAAGAGUUAAACAAUUUCAACCCCAGUGGUCCAAGUCAAGGUCAGUCUCUGAACUUGAUGAACUUGAGUCUGCGCAAGGGCAUGGUGUAAAUGUGAGACCAGUGGGUGGUGUGGCCCAGUGGCUGCUAGAGGAAGAAAAACUACGCAGGCAUCACGGGAAGAUACAGGACCAGGCACGAGUUGAAUUGGAAAAUGAGAGGCUGAAAAUCCUAAAUCAGAUGAAAUAUGCUGACCCAGAGAGAGGUGAUAUGAAGAACAAAGUUCCAGACUACUCGUGGAUUAAGGGUGAGUCACAAGGGAAAACUUCAGAACAGAAAGAGCUACCGCUCUCGCGUGCUGAGCAAGAGCGUCAGAAAAUCCUGCAAGAGAUGCGUAGAAAGACUCAACUCCUGAAUGACCAAAGCUGGAUCAGACAACGUAGUGCCAGUGUUGCUAAUAAGAAUGGACCUAGUAAUUAUGGAUCAUUGAGAAGGGGUGAAUCCUUGGACAACUUAGAUUCUCCAAAGGCAAACCACUGGGGGUCAACUUCCGAGCCACCGUAUAAUUCGGGAAAGGAAUCCAUUCACCACCCAAUCUCCACUUCCAAUCGAUCCUACAUGCGCACUCCAUCAUCAUCCCUUCCACCUCAAUCUACUGGAUUAUUGAGAGCAGCAUCUUGGACCAAGAACCCUUCUGUUGCACCAACUACUCAGUCCCAGAUAACUCAAAGCAACAGGUCAAUAAGUGGAAAGAAGAUAUGUUCAUUCUGUGAUAACGCUCUUGGCAGAGGAGCUGCCAUGAUCAUCGAAUCUCUUGGUCUUUGUUAUCAUUUACAUUGUUUUAAGUGCAUCUCAUGCAACAUUGACCUUGGGGGUAAAGAAUCUGGAGCGGAGGUCCGAGUGCGGGAUAAGAGACUCUACUGUAAUGCCUGCCACAUCCAGUUCAAAGCUGGACAGCCCAUGCCCAUUUGAGAAGACUCUGUAAGCGAUGCAAAGAUGUUGCUACACAUAGGGAGAGGAGAAUGAACUUGCUCAACGCUAUAACUUAGAUGCUCCACGUGAACGAGAAAAUUAAAUCUUUGUUUGAUACGCAUGGGCUAUUUAAAAAAAAAGAUGUGACUCGUGUAAUUUUAACUUAAUAAUCCUUUUAUCACAAUGCCACUGCAAAUGGGCAACUCGAUUAAACAAUCGUAAAUUUGUUUUCUUGUGAACUUACAAUACAUCAGGGAAUACAUGGUGUAUUAUACAGAACAUGUAUUAGUGCUUUAUAACUUUUUCACUUAUUUAUCAAGCUGCUGAGCUGUUGGUGGAUGUUGCAAAGAAGCCAACUUUGCCUUUGUGUUCAUAUUGCUUCUCGAGCACAAUUGUGAUGGUUUAUAUAAAAGUAUUCUAUUCAAAACAUAUCUGUCUUGAAACUUUGAUAGAUCUGUCAUGUAAGAAUUUCCACACUGCAGUAAAUUAUCUCAGCACAUUUAUUUGCUAUCUGCAUUCCCAUUGUGUUUCUGUUGGAUGGGCAUUUAUGGAAAAAGCUUAUAUUUUCUAAAAUGAGAGACAGAUUAAAUAAGAGAUGGCAUGCAUGUAUUUUAAAUGUACAGGACAUUAAGGAGCUUCAAAGAUGUAAAAUCAAAAUCUGUGUGAUUUACUCUUGGCUUUGUGGAACUGAUGGAUAUCAGGUUAAAUAUUUUGCAAAAAAACUAUAAAAGAAAAAAAAUCCAUUCAAUUUUGUGCUGACUUAUGUUUAUUAAUAAAAUGAAUAAAUCUUC
Carcharodon carcharias (great white shark) is the source of this 5139-nucleotide messenger RNA. RefSeq names its product LIM domain only protein 7-like. Gene Ontology annotation, molecular function: protein binding. The transcript has 31 exons. Lineage: Eukaryota; Metazoa; Chordata; Chondrichthyes; Lamniformes; Lamnidae. The coding region runs from base 134 to 4348 and encodes 1404 amino acids. Gene Ontology annotation, biological process: regulation of signaling; regulation of cell adhesion. The record is from RefSeq and is a predicted model, not a curated record.